GCCUACAAACCCGGAAGACUCGCGUGUUAGGGAUGGGGAAUAUCUUUCGGCAUUUCAGCUGAUUAAACUUUAGGAAAAUUUGCUAAACUUCGACACCUGUCAGUUAGUUCUUGUCAUCCAACACCUUUGACGAGGAUGGCCGCGUCCGCGAUCUUCAUCCUGGACCUGAAAGGCAAGGUGCUCAUAUGUCGCAACUACAUGGGCAACAUUGACAUGAACGUGAUAGACAACUUCAUGCCGAUAAUGAUGAAGAGAGAGGAAGAAGCAGAGUUGUCACCAGUUGUUAUUCACGGCUCCACACAUUUCCUCUGGAUCAAGCACAGCAACCUGUACUUGGUUGCGAUGACAAAGAAAAACACCAAUGCUGCUCUUGUAUACUCCUUCCUGUACAAAUUAGUGGAGGUUUUCACUGAAUAUUUCAAAUCACUUGAAGAAGAGAGCAUUAGAGACAAUUUCGUGACAGUAUAUGAGCUAAUGGAUGAAGUCAUGGACUUUGGAUUCCCUCAAACCACUGACAGCAAGAUCUUGCUAGAGUAUAUUACUCAGCAGGGGCACAAGCUGGAGGUUGGCGCACCAAGACCCCCUGCUACAGUGACCAAUGCUGUGUCCUGGAGGUCAGAGGGCAUCAAGUACAGGAAAAAUGAAGUCUUCAUGGAUGUCAUUGAGUCUGUCAAUCUUUUGGUCAGUGCUACGGGCAGCGUUCUGCGGAGUGAGAUUUUGGGAUGCAUCAAACUCAAAGUCGUUCUGUCAGGCAUGCCUGAAUUAAGGCUUGGACUCAAUGAUAAAGUGCUCUUUGAAAUCACCGGACGAGAGAAGACCAAGUCUGUUGAGCUUGAAGAUGUUAAGUUUCAUCAGUGUGUGCGUCUGUCUCGCUUCGAAAAUGACCGGACCAUCUCUUUCAUCCCACCUGAUGGAGAAUCUGAGCUCAUGUCUUAUCGGCUCAACACCACGGUGAAGCCUCUAAUAUGGAUUGAGAGCGUAAUAGAGAAGUUCUCUCACAGUCGAGUAGAGAUCAAGGUUAAGGCCCGCAGUCAGUUCAAGAGCCGCUCCACUGCCAAUAAUGUGUCCAUCUUAGUUCCUGUUCCCAGUGAUGCUGAUUCGCCCAAAUUCAAGACCACCACAGGACAGGCCAAAUGGGUUCCUGAGAAAAGUGCUGUGGAGUGGAACAUCAAGUCCUUCCCUGGUGGAAAGGAGUUCAUGAUGCGAGCUCAUUUUGGACUGCCGAGUGUUGAAAGUGAUGAACUGGAGGGCAAGAGACCUAUCACAGUCAAGUUUGAGAUUCCUUAUUUCACAGUGUCCGGCAUACAGGUGCGAUACUUGAAGAUUAUUGAGAAGAGCGGAUACCAGGCACUACCGUGGGUGCGUUAUAUCACUCAGAGUGGAGAUUAUCAACUGAGGACCAACUGAGAGAGGACAGCGCCGGUGUGUGUUGUGUCUUUUGUCGGUCCUGUUUCAUCAGUCAGACAGACACCGCCUUCACACAGCAGUUGGACAUCUCUAGCUUCUCCUUUGCUUUCACCUCAGAUCAGGUUUUACUAAUUUAACAAGGAAGUUGGACAGCAAAGUUACUGAGAAACUCCUAUGAAACUAUUGAUUUUAAAUUAUAAUCCAGAGGUUGUGUUACAGAGCUAGAAUCUAUUGAUAUUUCUAUCUUUGUGUUGUUCCAAACCUGUAUGUGUUUUCUCCAUUUAAACACACACACAAAAUCUAUGAUAUAAAAGUCAACGGGGUGGCAAGGUGGCUUAGUGAUUAGCACGGUUGCCUUACAGCAAGAAGGUUGCUGGUUCGAGUCCUGGCUGGCUGUGUGGAGUUUAAAUGUUAUCCUCAUUUUUGUGUGGGUUUGCUCCAGGUGCUCCGGUUUCCCCCACAAUCCAAAGAUAUUCGGUAUAGAGAAAUUUAAUAAACUAAAUUGGGCAUAGUGUAUGAGUGUGUGUGUGUGUGUGUGUGUGGGAAUGUGAGAGUGUAUGGGUGUUUCCCAGUAUUGAGUUGAGGCUGGAAGGGCAUUCGCUGCGUAAAACAAAUACUGUAAUAGUUGGAGGUUCAUUCCGCUGUGGCGACCCCUGAUAAAUAAGGGACUAAACUCAAGGAAAAUCUAUGAAUGAAUGAAAGUCAAUAGAGUUGUUGUUUUGGAUUCUUUUGACUUUCAUUUCAUGGACAAAAUAUAAUAAAACAUUAAUAAUAUACUUGUAUAUGCUUCACAGAAAAAUUUAUAUUUACAAAGGGUCAGGGUUGUUAUUGUUAAACUUUUUGCUUAUCAAUGCUAUGAAAGUCAAUGGUGUCCAGGGUUGUUUUUUUGGACUCCACUGACUUUGAAAGUACAGAUAAAAUCAAUGAAAUCCUUAAAAAUAUAUAUUUUUACAUUUUUCACAGGAAAACAUAACUAAACCAAAAACCCAAACCGGAAACACUUUAUAGUAACUGCACACUAUGAUUCAUAAUUAAAUAUAAUAUGAUAUAUAGUUAAAUUAUAAUUUGUUUAGCAUUCAUUCUUCAUUAACAGAUGUUAGUGUGCAGUUUAUAACCACAGAUACAUAUGCUCUGUUCUUGACUUGUAACACAUUUUAUAUGUGCUUGUAGGUCAAGAGUAUUUGUAUCUGCACUUAUAAACUGCUUACUAACGUUUAUUAAUGUAGAGUUAAUGCUUAAUAGAUUAGUCAUAGUGUAUAAUUAUAAAGUGGUACCCUAAAAUC
Danio rerio (zebrafish) is the source of this 2690-nucleotide messenger RNA. RefSeq names its product adaptor related protein complex 1 subunit mu 3 (gene ap1m3). NCBI's taxonomy places the organism in Eukaryota, Metazoa, Chordata, Actinopteri, Cypriniformes, Danionidae. Gene Ontology annotation, biological process: intracellular protein transport; vesicle-mediated transport. The record is from RefSeq and is marked validated. Gene Ontology annotation, cellular component: clathrin adaptor complex; Golgi apparatus; clathrin-coated vesicle membrane.